This is a messenger RNA of Arabis nemorensis, 429 nucleotides long. The record is from the annotation of a GenBank genome assembly. Lineage: Eukaryota; Viridiplantae; Streptophyta; Magnoliopsida; Brassicales; Brassicaceae.
AUGACUAAACCCCCUCUCCCCUCGAUAUACGGAGUUCACCCAAAUGCUCUCAUACACGAUAUUCGAUAUGGCCACUAUGGUUUGCUUCCUCCGCCGUCUGUAGAUCCGACAAGCUUCGAUGAGUGGUUCGACAAGUUCGACGAGUGUUCUGACCUCCCUCUGAUGUUUGUCUGCUCGCCAACUCCUCCCGCAAUGACAAGCCACUUGAAACAGUUCAACUCUGCUCACUGUCGGAGGUCGACUGUCCCGUCGCCGUUGCAUCCCCCGCUCUGCCGGAGCCUGUGGACCCACCGGACCGGAUGUGUUACCGCCGCCAGCCACCAAGACACCGCCAUGCUGCAUACCGGAAAACUUCACCGACAGUCACCUGCCUCAACAUCGCUCGGCUUGCCUUCGUGGUGGCUUGCGAGUACAUUUGGGCCAAGGUGA